UCUUAAAGACGUAGACGGGCGUAAUGUGUCUAUAAGAGAGCCGAAACAACAAGAAAAAAAAAAAAAAAAGGAAAAACGCGUUUGCCUUGAUCCGAGUCACAGAGCAGGAUAGUCCCAAUGUGUGCAGAGAGUAGGCUCUGCGUAAAGAACCGACGCCAGAGAUAAGCUGAAAUUUACAUUGGCAAGACUAGUUUAUAAGCCACUCAGGCUUUGGACCCGCCAGACCGCUCAUGCGUGCAGCUGAUUAGGAUUUUAAUUAGGAGGCAAUUUACUUGGGUCACAAACAGGAAAAAAAACUAACAUUUGUGUAGCCUAUCCCAGAGGUUUUACAGUAGCAGCCCGUUUCUGAGGAAGACAUGGCUAAGUUAUUCCGAGCUGCUAUCAUGGGUCCACCAGGAUCAGGGAAAGGAACGAUAUCCAAGAGGAUUGCGCAAAGCUUUGGCCUGCAAUAUCUGUCCAGUGGCCACUAUCUACGAGAGAGCAUAGCGGCAAAUACAGAUGCAGGUGUGCUGGUGAGGACCUAUGUAGAGAGAAGCAUGCUGGUUCCUGACCAUGUGAUGACCAGGCUGAUGCUGCCCAGAUUGGAACAGCUGAGCAACCACAGCUGGCUGCUGGACGGUUUCCCUCGGACGCUGGCGCAGGCCCAGGCCUUGAACAGUCUGUAUCAGCUCGACUUGGUUAUCAGCCUCAAUAUACCCUAUGAGACUCUGAGAGAGAGACUGAGUGACCGCUGGAUCCAUCCAGCCAGCGGUAGAGUCUACAACAUGGGCUUCAACCCGCCACGAGUACAGGGUAAGGAUGACAUCACCGGGGAGCCACUGAUUCAGCAUGAUGAUGACAAACCAGAAGCCCUGAUGGCCAGACUGAGACACUACAAGGAUGUGGCCAAGCCUGUCAUAGACUUAUACAAGUCACAGGGAGUCCUGCACUCAUUCUCUGGUACAGAGACGGACCGGAUUUGGCCUUAUAUCAACUCUCUCCUCAGCACCAAGAUGCACACGCAGCCAUCAGACGCCUGCCAGACACAGACGCCCUGACAGCACUCUGAAAGAAAAGACCACAGGGAGACAUCAAGAGGCCGCCAGAGGAAGUGGGGUUAUGUCUCUACACGCUGGCCUCAGUGUCAGCUUUCAGGUUCUUCCUUAAUGAUGGAGUUCAGAGAAAAGGACCAGAACUGUAGUCAGCCAACAUGUUUUUGUGUCAAUCACUAGUUGUUGGGUUUUUUUUCAAAGGAAUGGUUGGAUGCAAUUAUAUUGUGUAUUGUGCUGGGUUCCAUAUUAUCAUAGGGAAAUAUCAAGAUUCAUUGAGAUCAAAACUGAUCACUUUUUUAAAUCAUUAAUUUUACAAAAGCACUAAUGAUCAAACAAAGCCUUUAACUGAUGUUUUAUUUUUAAUUGUUGAACACUGAAUAUAAAUCUCGAUCAGACAAAGGUGGUGAAAUCAAAGCGAAAUGUGGAGGAAAAAGUAAAUACAGAAUGCUGGAUAUUUUUUUUUUUUUUACAUUAACUCUCCAAUAUUUUAUUCAUUAGAUCCAACAACAGAGUGAAAUGCUCAAUAAUAUUAAACCUAAACAAAAACAUUAAAUAUAUGACACUAAACUAUAAAAUGAUAAAGAAAAAAAGAUUGUUGGUACAGUACAAGAAUAAAACUCUAAUGAAAGCAAAUAUGAAAUAUUAUCUUUUCACAUUUGAUCAAUUCCACUUUAAAUAAUAUUUUUUAUAGUGAAGCAAACAAUAUCACAUUGUUACCGCUGUGAAUAUACAUAUAAUUUUGUGGAGUACAACUCCUUAAAUUACUCCUCAGUGUGCAAACUGAAACUGGGGAGUUUUAGUUUUUACUGAGUACAAUGCGCACAACAAAAUCCUUUAUAUAAAGUUCAGUCUAACUAUACAGUAGCUUGAAGUUACAGAUUAAUUGAGAGCAAUGCUGACACUGUAUCUAAAACCAAACUCUCUUUUCUCACUGAACUGAAACUUUUGCGAGACUGUGAGCUGUACAUGAUGCCUACAGGUCAGCUGUUACUUAUGUAACUAUUCCGCAGAAUUUGUUUUUAUUUUCAUCCGCUCAGUGUUUCUCGAUUAUAUCCAUCAAUUACAUAAAUAAUUUAACAGCUAUUCUUUAAGUUUGUGCUGGAAUGCUGCUGAGUCAUAUGGAGUCAUGUUUGGGCUGGUGCUGGACUGGUACACAAAGCACCCACUGUCACUCCACAGCACACUCUGUGGCUGGGAUGAAGACCAAUGCAGAGAAUAUAGUGCCUUCAAUGUUGUUACAUUCCUUUAAAUACACGAUAAGGUUGCUCUGAGAUUUUGAGCUUCAGAAUAUCAUGAUAUGUUUGUUAGACUGUAAAGUUUGUGCAGUGUUUGUCCAAUUUAAAAAAAACACUGUUGGGUUAGGAAGUAAUAGGUCACUUUUAUCAUUCUGACAGGGUCAUUUCUGUAAAGCUCUUAUUUGUCAGAUUGUUUUGUGUAAAUCAUUGUUUCAGGGUGGACAACUGUUUCAGUCAGAAAUGACGCACAAAAUAGCACAAAAUGUGAGUUUGCCUUUUACAGUAACACUAACAGGUGCAAUAAAGACCAAGAGAUAUGUUUUAAUUGUUUUUGUCCUGUCAGUUUUGAAACGUUCUACCCAUAAAUAGCAAGAUACUAAUUCAGUAAUUGACCACAGGUAACACAGCACAUACAAAAAAUAUUUUCUGUCAUUUGCUUUAUGAGGUUAAAGAAAUGAAGAAAUUAUGAUUUUUUGUUUGUUUGUUUUUCUUGUCUGGGGUCAAAGGUCAUGGGUGUUUGUGUUGUUUACAGAUUGUAAAGCUCUUUGAGAUGAUUUUGAGUUGACUUGACUAUGAUACUGUGGGAUCAAGAUCAAAUAAGAUAAAACAUUCUUUCACUAAUGAAUUUUGUUGCUUGGGUGACAACUGGAUAAGAUGCCUAUAUUUACAAAAUGUCAGCAACUUGCCUGUACUUGUCUCAGUGUCUUCAGCAGCAAAUGUCUGUAGAUGUUCAUUUGAUAAAGUAGGAAGUCGUCUGUAGAGAGCAGUUGAUUUACACUUUGUUUUUGGUUGUGGAGCUCAGUGUGCCCUCUCAGCCUGUUGAAUAAAUGGGUGUGGUGUAAACGUGUUGAGUUGUACAUGACCACAGCCCAGUGCUUUCGUGCCACAGUGGAUUUGAUUUUUUUUUUUCUUUUAUAUUUUUAUACCACAUGUUACAUUCCAAGAACAAUAAACCUAUUUAAUCUUG
Seriola dumerili (greater amberjack) is the source of this 3233-nucleotide messenger RNA. It is a transcript of the gene ak4, whose product is annotated as adenylate kinase 4. The transcript has 5 exons. The record is from RefSeq and is a predicted model, not a curated record. The coding region runs from base 357 to 1037 and encodes 226 amino acids. Lineage: Eukaryota; Metazoa; Chordata; Actinopteri; Carangiformes; Carangidae. Gene Ontology annotation, cellular component: cytoplasm; mitochondrion. Gene Ontology annotation, molecular function: nucleoside diphosphate kinase activity; AMP kinase activity; ATP binding. Gene Ontology annotation, biological process: nucleobase-containing compound metabolic process.